UUCAGUCGACAAAAUUUUUAAACGCGCGCGGUUGUGCGUCGCUCCGUGGCUGAAAUUUGCGAUUUACGAUUCGGGACUUGCGAUUUGCCAGUUUUGAGUUCUCGAUUUGUUGUUUAUUGCGCCCGCCGGAAAAUUUGAUGACCGCGAAAAUGCAGGAGUUUUGAAUUAAGUGGCUUGCCCCAAGGACAAAGGAGGAUAGAAGCAAGCAAGAAUAGGCAAUAGGCUCCGUUUUCACGUGCUCACUAUCGCUCUCUCUUUCGAGCGCGCGCGUGUGUUGGUGAAUGUUUAUGAUUGUUUUUUAUCUUAACGAUCGAUCGAUGAAUACAACAAGAAAUCCAGAAGGAAUAAUUUAAGUGCCGCUUUUUAUUGUAAUACCGAAAUAUCAUUACAUUUUUUUUGGAGUGGAUGUGUGCUGUUUGAAUUUUGGAAAAUACAACAACUAGAGAAAGAGAGGCGAAUAAGAAAGAAGAAAUAAUAAAUAGCAAGUUGAAAGAAAUUGAAAAAAAACCGGAUUCCCAACAGAAACAACAACUAAAGAGCAGCAUCAAAAGAGAAGAAAAGGAAGAAGCAGCACAGGCCUGGCUUCCAGUAUUCCAUCUCUGCUUGUUGUAGUUGUUGCGCGCACGCACCAGAAGCCCUGAAGAGAGGAGGAUCGACCGGCCAGCUGCUCUCUCGCUCUCUCUGGAAAAGUGGCCAAAGGAAAAGAAGGAGGAGGAGGUCGCAAGACGGUAGAAUCGACUAUAUAAUCGGAGUCAUAUCUGGCAGCAACAUCGGCCACAUCAACAUCCACAUCCACAUCAACAUUCACAUAAACUUCGACAACAACGGCAGCAGACGUCGCUAAUUGCAACCAACACGGUAGCUGAAGCCUGGACCAUACAUCCCACAUCCAAUGUUCAGAAUUUAAAUGCGCCUCUGGCUGAAUAAAAGGAAAUCCCAGCCAUAAAAAGUAAAUCACUUCGCCUCGCCGCCAACCAGUUCCAGUCAUCAGCAUGGCUCACUCUAAGGUGAUCCUAAAGAUCCUGUUCUCGCUGUGCGUCUGGUCCUUCGUCAUCAUAGGACUGUUCAAGAUGCACGGCACGAAUCUGGUGCCGCAGGAGUACCAGCAGGUGCCGCUCAACGGACGCAUCCUGCUGCAGAAGGACAUUCGCUACGCGGAAACCACCUCCACGACCACGGAUCACUUCGAUCCCAGCGAGAUACUGGUGGACAAUCGCACAGCCAUGGACGACGACCAGUUGGUGCGAGACGUGGAGUCGCGCAUUCCCUCCCUGCCGAUCGCCUACUGGAGCAAGAAUAAGAACUUCCUGCAGCAGAAGUCGUCGACCUGCGCGAAGUACCCCUCCAUUUUCGAGCUGGAGUUCAACAACAUCUACUGGCAGACGCUGCGCACCUCGAACGGAACGUUCCAGCUCUUUGGGGCCUACUACGACAUCCGGCGGACCUCGCUGCUGGGGCCCACUGUGCGGAUCCUGGGAAUGAUCGAUAGGAUUGAGCCCAAGGUGAAGACGUACUGCCAGUUCUGGUUCGACGGCCAAAAGGAGCCGUUCAUCGUGAAGACGUUCGAGUACAAGUACAUCUGGUACAACAAGUGGGGCAACUACAAGCAGGGCAUCUACCAGCCAUACCUGAUCGCCUGCCAGAUUCCCAAGCCCUUCCACGGCGUGGUGCCCAGCUCGGUGUCGAUGGUGGAGAAGGAGUGCGACACGGCCACCAACAAUCUGCGGGUCAUCUACAACCGACCGCCCGACGACCAGAAGAAGGGCUUUGCUGUCUGCGUGAAGGGAUUGGACUUCCUCUACGACGACCUGAGUGUGCGGCUGAUCGAGUGGAUCGAAAUGCUCAACAUCCUGGGAGCGGACAAGAUCUACUUCUACAAUCUUCAGGUGCAUCCCAACAUCACCAAGGUGCUCAGUCACUACGAACAGGAGGGCAAGGUGCAAGUGAUCCCGCUGACCCUGCCCGGCGGACAGCCAAACGUGCCCGGAUUCCAGCACCUGUACCUAACCAAGAAGACAAACCACAAGCGGCAGAACGAGGUGAUUCCAUACAACGACUGCCUGUACAAAAACCUCUAUCUCUACGACUACAUCGCACUGCUGGACAUCGACGAGGUGAUCAUGCCCAAGGGCGGAGCGGUCCUGUGGUCCGAGCUGAUGGACAAAGUGCGUCCGGAGUCGCGCAAAAUCAAGCCGGACGGAUUCCACAGCUACAACUUCCGCAACGUGUACUUCUUGGACGACCAGCAGCACGAGCAUGGCUGGCACAAGGACAUACCCAAGUACAUGCACAUGCUGCAGCACGUCCAUCGUGCGAAGAACUACACCAAGCCGAAUCAGUACGUCAAGUGCUUCCACGAUCCGGAGCGCGUGCUCACCCUCCACAAUCACUUUCCGCUGAGCUGCUUGGGCGGCGUCUGCAAGUCCUAUCCUGUGGACACCAAGGACGCCCAGCUGCAGCACUAUCGGGCGGACUGCGUCAAGACGCUGAAGAAGAGCUGCGAGGAGUACCGGGAGCACUCGGUCGAGGACAAGACCAUUUGGAAAUACAAGGACGAGCUUAUCCGACGCACCAUUAAAGCGCUGGACACCCUGGGCUUCUUUCGCCGCCAGGGCUUGAAUUCCGCUUCCGGUUCGGGGAGCAGCAGCAGCGGCUUGGGCGGUGGAGCCACCACCCACUCCACGGAGCGGUGAUUCACACUUCUCGGGGGCGGAGGAGGCGGAUGGUCCUGGCCCUGGCAACUGGUUGAAGCAUCGGGCAGCAACAUUGGCAACGAGGAGUUCUUUGUGUGAGGAGGAGGUCGGAGGUCAGCGGAUGCCGUGCGUUUCACAAUCCGAUCCCAAAACCCAGAGCCCGAAACCUAGAACCCGUCCUCCGUCCUCCAAUCCCGGAGUCUCUGUUGCGCAGGGAGAUCACUCGUCUCUGAGUUUAGUUACUAUAUAUGUCCAGAGUUCCCAUCCAAAACCCAUACGUAGCGAGGCGCUGUUUUUGAUUGCAAUUCGAUGGCAUUUGUAGUUUGCUUUUAGGGCGCUGUUAAAUCCUACUCACCUGAGUAAUACGUGUAAGUUAAUAAUGCUUUUAUAACGUUUGUAAUAUCCCAUUGUGUUUGCUCCCCUGUAAAGAUCGUCCGUCAAAGUGCAUCGAAAUCCAAGUCAAAAGCAGGGCUCCCCAGCGUAUGGCUAGUGUAUAGAAGAGGCGUUAGUUAGUCUGAAAAGUCGGAAUUGGGAGAGAAGUCUUUUGAAAUUGUGCCUUCGAACCUGGAUUGUAGUCAGUCCCGUCCCGACCCGUCCUUCCCCUCAAUCCCUUCCAUAAAUCCCAAUUUGAUACUUCCAUUCACAAAACAACAAAAAGACAACUUUUCGAAAAAACGAGACCCACAACAUUUGCUUGAGUUAACAACAAGAAGAGAGUAGAAGAGAAGAAGAGAGUCGAGGAUGAGGGGCAGAAGUGAAGGAAACCUAAACUAAGUUCAAGACUGAUGAUGUUUAUUAAGAAUUAUAAAAACGAAGGAGAGGAAAUUUCAAGCGAAUUUUUGUUUUCACAUUUGGAUAGAAUCGAUAUUAUUGUUGUUGUAUAGGCAAGUAAAAGCCCCCCUAAAAGUCGCAAGCGAAAUAUAUCACUAAUGCUAAGCAAAACAAACACAAACACAAAGCAAAUUGAUCAAGUUUGAGUUGUAAACUGUAAAUAGGAAAAUUGUUAACGAAGAGGACAAGGCCCUAAGGAUAAAACUAACUAUAUGCGGAUUAGGCCGAUGUAAAUCGGGCAAACUAGCAGGAUAUUGAAGAAGUGAGGACGAGGAUUAGAGAAGCUGCUCAGCCCAAUCCUUAAAUGGUGAAUGGUGUUUAAUGCCGAUCGACCAUCAUACCCAAUAUUCAUAUGUUUUUCAACUUGUACAUACACACACACAAACACACGUACACAUACAGCCACACCCACACUUACACAACACAAGCACACAAAUACACCACGCACAUUUCCUUAUGUAUUCUAUUUUAUUUUAUUUUAAUUUUUUAUAGCAGCUUAGUCAAAUUGUUGUUGGAGCUAGUAAGAGUCGUGUACAGUUGAGGCAACUCGGUUUGCCAACCAAAACUAUUCGAUAGUUGAACGACUACACAUAAACAAACACAAAUACAUAUACAGAUACAAAUACAGAUACAGAUAUACAGAUAGAGACAUACUUCAGUGUAAUAAUGUUAGUUGCUAGCUGAUAAGGACAACCCGUGUGAAGGAAACCCAAUUUUCUUUCCUCAUUUUUUUUGAGUAGCUAAUAAACCACAACUGAUAUGAGAACAAAGUGAUUGAAGAAUAAAUUAAAUAAAAAAUACAAAAUGUAAA
Molecule: messenger RNA, 4335 nt
Organism: Drosophila yakuba
Lineage: Eukaryota; Metazoa; Arthropoda; Insecta; Diptera; Drosophilidae
Exons: 6
Coding region: 993-2693 (566 amino acids)
Source: RefSeq, a predicted model, not a curated record